Molecule: messenger RNA, 973 nt
Organism: Cantharellus anzutake
Lineage: Eukaryota; Fungi; Basidiomycota; Agaricomycetes; Cantharellales; Hydnaceae
Exons: 1
Source: RefSeq, a predicted model, not a curated record
AUGCAAGCAUCAUCUAUCUCUCGGACUGCCAGUUCAGUUGCUACUGUCUCUGCUCUAUUGGGGUCAAAGAGCGACAAGGAAAACAUCCCUCCAGCUUUUUCGAGUCCUCCACAUCCUUCGAUGGUCCGCUACCGUAACCCAGGUAUUAUAGCCUCUGGGCGUACAGAAUCCUCUGCUCGUUCUUCUACUCUUCUUCAGUUGUUGUCCUCUCCAAUGGUCUCUUCACAACCUUUCACAGAAUCUGACCGGCCUCCAGCUUUGGCUUCGUCCUACACUCAUGUCCGGAGACAUCGCGGUAGUGGUAAGGGUAUUCUAUCCGGCGAAAGUGCCUCUUUUAGUGCAGCUGGUGCUGGUAUGAGACACGUUGGUGCCAGUUCUGCUGACCGUUUCAAUCGGAUGACAGAGCUUGUACCCUCGGAUUCUGUAUCUAACCUCGCUAACGAUGGGAACGACGGUGGCGAGCAAGAACGCCGUCGUGAUAUCGAACCGGGCCCCAAGUCUCCGCUCGACUCGACUUGCUCGUUCUCUAUUGCUUCUGAGUUUUCUGGAACACAUCUUCCUGAUCUACCUUCGUUGCCUGAAACAACGCCAUCUCCCAUAAUGGUCCCUCUGGAUUCUUUUCGCCAUAGGGACAGGAUUCAUGGAGGUACUAGGGGUUCGAACGACGGAGUGGAAUCGUGGAAGGAAGAGCGUCUACAUGAUGUGAAAUCCUCAGGGUCUCGGCAAUCACUGACUUUUUUGAGGGAACGAGAAAGGCAACAGAAAGAGAAUCGUCAUACUGGAAGUGCAAAUCAGAACGCGAUGGGCGAUGGGCAAUUGACUAAAAGUGCGAAUCCGACUAGGCAAGGCCCACAUGUGGUUGCGGGGGGAACAGGAACACGUGGAUUGCCAAUCGACGGAAGUUUUGCUGCUGAACUUCGCUCGCUUGUGACCACAGAAGAGUAUAGGAAGUUCGUUAAGGGUGAGCGUCCCA